Messenger RNA from Penicillium canariense, 3585 nucleotides. RefSeq names its product tubulin-specific chaperone D. Gene Ontology annotation, biological process: tubulin complex assembly; microtubule cytoskeleton organization; post-chaperonin tubulin folding pathway. The transcript is spliced from 5 exons. The record is from RefSeq and is a predicted model, not a curated record. Gene Ontology annotation, molecular function: GTPase activator activity; beta-tubulin binding. Lineage: Eukaryota; Fungi; Ascomycota; Eurotiomycetes; Eurotiales; Aspergillaceae. Bases 1 to 3585 code for a protein of 1194 amino acids.
AUGGAUGCAGCCGAGGACCGAGAUUUAAAGCUCCAGCGGGCAUCCAGCGACCUGGUGACAGAGUUCUCCGCCAAACUGCCAACGCUGCUAUGGAGGUCUGAAAAUGGAACCCCUCUCCGCGCCCCACGCAAAUGGGCGCAAGUGUCAAAGACGGAGAAGCUCGUCGCGCUUCUCGAGCCUUUCCAAGAGUGGCCUCAGCUCCUAGACCCGCAUCUUCGGACGCUGCUGCCCACUUUAGUUGAUGCGUUUCUGGCAUAUUUGAUUAAGCACCGCGGGCAGUAUGGCUCCCAAGCCACAAAAAAGACCCAAGGUGCUGCUCACUAUCCGCUUCCGAGAGCUAUUUGCAGACUGCUGUACACAUUCUGCAAGGUUCGUGGUAUCAAGGUCAUUAGUCGGUUUCUUAACAAUGAGCCCAAAUACCUUGAUUCCAUGCUGCGGGCUUUCAUCGAAUGGGACGCUAUAGGCCAGACAGAGUCUACCGAAGACAACAUUACCGGCCUCGAGGGACAGAAAAUGCAAUGGGAAGAGCGCUACGUGAUGCUGUCCUGGCUCUCGCAUCUACUUCUGGCGCCUUUUGACCUAGCCUCGAUGUCAUCGGAUGACAUCCCAAUCCCGUAUAAAAACCUACAACAGCUGGGUGAGGUGCCAGAUCAGACUCCGAUGGUUGCACAGUCACUUCUUUCCUUGGCGCUCCAUUACAUCAACGCACCCGGCAAAGAGCGCGAGGCAGCUACUGCACUAUUGGCGCGACUCGUCUCGCGUGGGGACAUGCAGGCCCUCGGGCUUCUGACGCGUCUGAUCAACUGGGCUUUUGCUACCAUCAAGCCUGCCGAGAACACGGAAGUGCCGUCUGUCUACUCGUGUAUCGGGCUCCUCUCUUUCAUUGCUCGCUUGGCGGGAUCCGGCCAUGUGGAAGACUUUGCCCCCUUGCUGGAAAAUGUGUUUAAACAAACUCUCAGCGUUGUACAGGGGACCUCGGAGGUCUCUGCGACUAUCCAGUCCUCUGCAUUGGCCAGAAAGACCGUCGUCAAGAUCCUUCGUAACAUUACAGUCAUGGCUUUGGCUUUGAGCGAGAGAGGAGAAAGCUGCAUCAUGGAUGAACAGCUGUCCAGCAUUAUGGAAGAUGCCAUUGAUCACUUUCUAGUUGCUCUGGCAGACAAGGAUACCCCUGUACGAUUUGCUGCCAGCAAAGCUCUUAGUGUCAUCACCUUGAAGCUUGAUCCAGAGAUGGGGGCAGAGGUGAUUGAGGCAGUCAUCGGCUCAUUGGGAGAGAACAUACUUUUUGAAAAAGACGAUGGCAUGUUGAUGACACCUUUCGAAGCGCGGAAUGCUGGAAUCCAGAGUCUGAAGCGUAACUUGAGCGGUGUUGACGCCCAGCGGUGGCAGGGUCUGAUGCUUACUUUGUCUCAUUUGCUGUUUCGCCAUGCCCCUCCGACUCAACAACUGCCUGAUAUCUUUCAAUCCCUUGUCUUGGGCCUGGAAUUUGAACAACGGUCCUCUACUGGUAGCUCUGUGGGAACUGGUGUUCGAGACGCUGCUUGCUUCGGCAUUUGGGCACUGUCUCGGAAAUACACGACCACAGAACUACAAGCCAUGCAGCGUCAGGCUAUUCCCUCUCUGUCUGGAAUUACUGAAGUCGAUAUUUUGCAGAAGCUGGCCGUCGAGCUUGUCUGCUCAGCAUGCGUUGACCCGUCAGGAAAUAUCCGUCGUGGCGCCUCUGCUGCUCUGCAAGAGUUGAUCGGUCGUCAUCCAAACAUGAUCACAGAAGGCAUCCCUCUCGUUCAGGUUGUGGACUAUCACGCGGUUGCUCGGCGUUCCCGCGCAAUGAUCGAUGUGGCGAAGGCGACUGCCUCCUUGGAUCCAAUGUAUUGGAGCCCGUUGGUAGAAGCCCUCAUGCACUGGCGGGGUAUUGGCUCUCCAGACGCCGAAUCAAGAAGACAAGCAGCAAGGGCCAUUGGUGUUCUGAGCACGCAACAAAGCUUCACAACCAUGAAGGUGAUAUUGGAACGUCUGAUGCGGAAGCUUCCCCGUAUUCCGCGAAGCGAUAUCGAGUCACGACAUGGAUGCUUGUUGUCAAUCGCUGCCACUGUGGAUGCUUAUAUUCAAGAUUGGGAAGCCUCGCCGGAGACAAGAGAGUCAUCUGAGGCGACGGAGGUUGCAUCUCAGGUCGUUGAGCUGUGGGGGAUCUUCGAAUCUGCAUCAGGUCCUGCUGAUAGAGACUUGACCCGCCAAAACUCUCGUCCGGAGUUGACUUCAGAGGCAGCUGCUUGUUUGAUUUCGUCACUCUCUCGUUCGACCAUCUCGGCGGGGCUUUCUCAUCCUUCGGAAAGCUUGCUUGAGCGGAUACUCCGUCUUCUUUCACUUUGUGUUUCUCGCAGUGAUGAUAUAUCCAUUGAAACCUCAUCCAAUGCCCUUUCAACAAUAUUUCCACUCUUGUCGUCAGCGAAACAGGAAGAAACUGUGCAAGCGUGGUUUUCUCAUUUGCACGCAUCGUCAAGACUACCGAGCGGCUGUGGGCAAAUUCUCGCACUCGGAGCUGUUUUCAAGCAGCUUGAAGGGCGCGAGGACUUGCGAGAAGGUAUUAUUACGGCGUUGCUGCGCUGUGCAGGAAAAGAAGAGCUCAUUGAGAAACGAGUCGCUGCUGUGAAAUGCUUUACAGUUGCAAAUAGCGUGCUGGACUUUCUCAACGAUUAUACCACGGAUAGGCGAGGCGAUGUCGGAUCCCUUAUUCGCGUGGAAGCAAUACAGGCAGCGGAGGUCCUCUUAAAACCCGACUCGCAGUUGUCAUCAAGCUCCCCUGUUGUACAAAGCCUGGUGGGUUGCCUUUGCCGCUUGGCGUCUGAGAAACUUGACAAAGUUAGAUUGCAAGCAUGGCUUUGCUUACAAGGUUAUUGGGAAUUUACGUCGGUCGACUUCCCUCCCAUGCAAAGUAAAUAUGAGCAUUUUAGCCAUGUAUCCUCGCAAGGGUACUUCGACCAACUACUCACUUUAUAUUCAAUUGAGUGGCUACGCCAGCCAUUGCUACAGGGUCUGGCUACAUCUGCAGUUGCUGGUGCUGAAGGUCUUAUUCGCUCAUCGCGCUCAGCUAUGAUUCGAUUCCUCAACUCCCAGGAGCCCAUUCAGCGCCAGGCUAUCCUCAUCAACAUCCUACAAGACUUGUCGACUAUUCUCAGCAAUAAUCUUCAAGAUGAUCGCUACGCGAUUCCAAUCAUUGACUUUAUGGCGUUUUUGAUGGACAGCUUUGCAGUCUCUAGCCAUGGGCAGUCAGACCCCAUCUUCCGGAGCGUAUUCGUCUUGGUCCAGAAAGCCCAUUUCCGGUCAUCCAACAUCCAACGCUUAGAGGGUGCCGUGAAGGUCUAUGCGACAUUGUCGAGGCUGGAAUCAUUACGGGACGAUGUUCUGAAGAAGCUGACUGGGCUGCUGCUACAUCCAUUCCCGAGGGUUCGAUCAAGUGCAGCAGAGAAUCUUUAUGUGGUCACCGAAUCGGAGACAGUCAAGUAUGAAGAUUGGUCUGCACAGCCAAAACAAUUAAAGGAGAAGGUGGAAGGCCUAAGAGUUACUCUGGUGCGGGGCGGGCUAGAGUAG